Molecule: messenger RNA, 2770 nt
Organism: Dermacentor silvarum
Lineage: Eukaryota; Metazoa; Arthropoda; Arachnida; Ixodida; Ixodidae
Gene: SamDC
Product: S-adenosylmethionine decarboxylase proenzyme-like
Exons: 10
Coding region: 139-1146 (335 amino acids)
Biological process (GO): spermidine biosynthetic process; spermine biosynthetic process
Cellular component (GO): cytosol
Molecular function (GO): adenosylmethionine decarboxylase activity
Source: RefSeq, a predicted model, not a curated record
CAACCGGCAUUCGAGCUUGCGCACUCGGAUCGUUAGGACGUCCAGCACCGCCGUCGUUCCAUCGGCCGUUCCAACCUGCGGCCUCAGCGGUAGCGUGGGCUCCCGUCCUGAGACCGUCGCACGCUUCAAGCUGUCGAAAUGGAUGUGCAAAACAAUUACUCUGACUUUUUUGAAGGAACUGAGAAAUUACUAGAGGUGUGGUUCAGCCGCAGCGACGGAAAGGAUGAUAACUGCGACCUCCGCAGGAUCUCCAGGGACCACUGGGAGUCACUGCUGCAAGUGGUCAAGUGUGAGAUCAUCAGCUUCAAGAAGAAUGAACAUCUUGACUCGUAUGUGCUUAGUGAGAGCAGCAUGUUUGUGUCCAAGAGGUGCUUUAUUCUCAAGACCUGUGGCUCCACCACAUUGCUGAAUGCAGUCCAGCCUCUGCUCUAUAUUGUCCAAGAGCUGACAGGCUUCAAUGAAGUGCUGGAUAUUUUCUACUCCCGCAAGAACUUCAUGAGACCAGAACUGCAAACCAAGCCACAUACCAGCUUUGAGGAUGAGGUUGAGGUUUUGGAUCGCCUUUUUCAGGAUGGUGCAGCCUACUGCAUGGGCAGAAUAAACCACGACUGCUGGUACCUGUACACUUUGAACACUCCUCUUGGCUAUCGUGGAUUUCAAGUGGCUGAUCAAACCCUGGAGGUGAUCAUGCAGGACUUGGAUCAGAAAGUGAUGAGUAUCUUCACCCGGGAAGGCUCUUCAAGUGCCAGGGAUGCGACACAGAAGUCUGGCAUUGACCGUCUCUACCCAACAGCCACGCUCGACGAGUAUCUCUUUACUCCUUGUGGAUACUCAGUCAAUGGUAUUCUCAAAGGGGGUUAUUACUUUACGAUCCACAUCACACCUGAGCCACAUUGCUCCUAUGUGAGCUUUGAGACCAACGCUCCACAGGACAACUACCAUGACUUGGUUACUACUCUGCUGAAGAUGUUUCUUCCAGGCAAAUUUGUGAUGACACUGUUUGCAAACAAGCUUUCAGUUGCUGCUAAAGGGAUGAAGGAGAGCUGCAACACAGAGUUCCGCAACUACAACCGCAAGGAGCUGCAGGUGUGCCGCUUCAAUGCAUACGACCUGACAUACGCGCUGUUUGCCAAGGCCCCUAGUUGAGGCCCAUCAAGCCGCCUUGUCUGGACAUGCCUCUUAACUGCCUGGUGGCAGCCUUUUCUUGUCACCACAGCAGAUGGGUGGUGAGUGUGUCACCCUGCUGUUCCAGCUGUAAGCGACAAGCACUGGCGUUCCUCACCCACCCCAGAAAGACCCAGGACCAUGUCCGUAGGAUUUUGGACGCCGUGCUUCAAGGACAGGGCGGGCCUUGGACAGGCUCUGCCUCUUCUCGCUCCUCUUUUUGCGAUGUUACUUUCAGGCAUUCCAUUUCGGCUCUGCAGAUGUUUGGCAUGGUAAAUGAAUUGGGCGUUAGCGAGCAUGUUCAUGAACUCACCCAGUUAAAUCAUCCCAUGGUCUUUCACUAGACUGUUUCUAGCAAUCUGUCCCUACACUUCGUGUAGUUUCUCUGGGAGGUGCCUAAUGUGGGUUUCUUUCCGGCACACAGUGUGCUGGCUGUGGUGCUGACAGGGACCGCCGCUAACUGCACCGCAGUCUCAUGUCGGAAGCCCCUCCUGUUUGAGGAGUCUACUACGAUAAAGAUAGAAAAACCAAAGAAGCUUCUCAUGCCAAGCUCUCUCUGCCAGUUGCAAAACAUUUGUUUCUCUGCAGUGAACCUUUUGGUUUUGUUUUCUGCAUCCAACCUUUUUUUUUUUUUUUGAUAUCCUGCAGCAAGCUUUUUUUUAUUUACCUGUAUCACCAUUCCUUUAUUUCUUUAAAUGGGGGCAACCCACUAAAGCUGUUCCAAAGGUUCAGGGAGGAACGGCUUGCAGGCAAGCAUUGUGUGGCUGCAGCCAGCAUCAUCCCAUUUGCUCACCAAUUUCCUUUCAGUCUUGACUUGAACGAGAUGUAGGCUCACAAUGUUGCCAGGUUGUUUUGCAAUCACACUCUGCUUCUUCACCUGUGCAAGCAAAGCACAUUAUGGGGAUCCACAUAAAAGCCAGAAUUAGCAUUGGUUGGGCAUGAUUAGCUGGUGUACCUUAUUAGCCUUUCAUUUUGGGAUUGUCAGUUGGCUACAUUGACGGGUCCAGCCAUGCACUGUCAGCAUUGAGCCACAAACUGCUCAAGAGGCACUGCUUUUUAGAUGAAAACCUGUAGAGGAUGUCGGCAGAGCAGUAGUGGCCUUGAGACAGUCCAGCAUAAAGAGAAUGCCUACAAGUGUAGCAGUUUAAACACUUGAAGCAGCAUGCUCUUUGUGCAUUACUCAGAUUGAUCGUCCUGAGAACUUGUAGCUGCAUCAUAGUUCCUAGCAACACUAUCAAGCAGUAUAACAUAACAUACAGGGCACCCUGAUGCUGGCUGUGCCGACAUUCCUCCAGAGACUUCUCGAAAUCAUUGUUCCUAGAUUUUUAGCUUGUGUGUCUGUCUGUUGUCUUUUCAACGUGAGUGUUCUGAAACGUGAGGCAUGUCCAGACGAGGUGAUGAGGCUGAUGAGGCAUUUUCGGGGAAGCUUCAUGUGUUCUUUCUCGAAUAAUUCUCUUGAUGUGGUGAAUUUUUAUUUUCUAGUGAUAGCGCAUUGGGCCUGUUCAUGCAUGACGCAUGUACACAAGUGUAACCUUGAUGAUGAAAAUCAAAAAUGUUCUCCAUGGUACUUGUAUAAGGCUUGUGUUUCAAUAAAUGACGAAAACAA